AAGCCCAAUAAAGAUGAACUAGGUGAUUUGGAGUCAGAUGUGAAAGAGAAAACGUUGGCUAGCGCAGACCGCACAUUGCAGCAUCAUACAUGCACCGAAUCACCCGACACUGAAUCCGACGAGGAUGAACGGGAACGCUCCGUAUCUGAUAUCAUCACGGUUCAUGAUGAAUCAACCGCUUCUGAACGCCAACAACGUUUCGAUUUACUCUCGAUUCCACCAAAUCCCAAAACCUUGGCUCAACGCAGCCGCCAAGUGAGCAUGGAAAGGCUACAGACUGUCGGACAGGGUCCCGUGGUGGCUGCAAUUCGCACUACAGAUGUGGAUCCCGGCCUGCUUGUUAGACGUCGAGGUGAGACCGCAGAAGAAAAACAGAGACGGAAACUGGCCGUGAAACAGCAUCGUCAGGAACGUCGAAAAAUCCGCAAAACCAAUCAAGCAAACUUCCGAGCGGAACACGAACGCCAGAUGAAGACACAACUUAAAACAUUAACCAUUAGCUGA
This is a messenger RNA of Echinostoma caproni, 504 nucleotides long. Lineage: Eukaryota; Metazoa; Platyhelminthes; Trematoda; Plagiorchiida; Echinostomatidae. The record is from the annotation of a GenBank genome assembly.